CUGUACUCGUCACGCCGCACAUACGUCACAUGCGCGCACGACCACACGCGAAACGAGAAAGAGAGAGAGAGAGAGAAGCGGACCAAGCACAGCGAGCGAGCGCCGUUACGAUAAAAGAGAGGUUUUUCAGAGAGCGUAUUCGGAGAGAGCCGUUCAAUGGUCGCGGCAGCGAUGCGCCUCGCCGCUGCCGUCGUCGUCGUCGUCGUAGGGCACCGUCCGACCGCUAGCUAGUUCCGACCCGGUCAGAGACGCGCGAGACGAGGGGUCGUCAGUUGAUAGACUGGCAACGACGCGCGCGCACCUCUCCGUCGUCGUCGUCGUUAUCCUCGAAGAUGACCAUAAUAGUCUUUCUGAUCGACACGUCGGCCUCCAUGAAUCAGAGGGCAUACCUGGGCGGACGGCCCACGCUCUUGGACGUAGCCAAGAGCGCCGUGGAGACCUUCGUCAAGGUUCGACAGAGAUCGCCCGAGAGCCGAGGGGAUCGCUACAUGCUCCUGACUUCCGAGGAGCCACCUCAGAACAUCAAGGCAGGAUGGAAGGAGAACUUGGCAACCUUUAUGAAUGAACUGAAGAAUUUACAAUGCAUUGGCUUAACAACAUUAGGUGCUGCUUUGAAGCACGCUUUGGAUGUGUUGAAUAUAAAUCGCAUGCAGACUGGCAUAGAUACAUAUGGCCAAGGAAGAUGUCCAUUUUACUUGGAACCGUCUGUCAUAGUUAUUAUAACAGAUGGAGGAAAGUACACAUCCAACGGUGUACCUCCUGUGCAUCAAGACUUUACAUUACCCAUGCAUUCCCCGAUACCCGGAUCUGAAUUAACAAAGGAACCAUUUAGGUGGGACCAAAGACUGUUUUCUUUGGUGCUGCGUUUAUCAGGAACACCAGCUGUCGAACGUGACAUAGGCUUGGUGGCAAGUGAUUCGUCACCGAUUGAUGCCAUGUGUGAAGUGACUGGAGGUCGGUCAUAUUGCAUCACAUCGUUCCGAAUGAUGAUACAGUGCAUCGACUCGCUGGUGCAGAAGGUUCAGUCUGGUGUGGUGAUAAAUUUCGAAAAGAUCGGUCCGGAUCCGCCGCCGUUGACCAACGACGCGCCGCAGCAUCCGGACGAGGAGGAGAACGAGGAUGACGGUAACUCGGGACCGCGAGCUCAGUACCCGAACGCUUUGGCGCCAGGCAACACAGCCUGGUAUUCCUGUAGACGUUUGAUCUACGUCCCGCGAUCGGCGCAGAAAGGUUUCGCGGUUGGAUUCUGGCCGAUUCCCGAGAGCUUCUGGCCGGAUCUCAACGCCAGCUCGUUGCCGCCGAGGUCGGCGCACCCGAACGUCAAGUUCACGUGCACCAGCCAGGAACCGAUGGUGAUCGAGAACUUGCCGUUCGACAAGUACGAACUGGAACCGAGUCCCCUGACCCAGUACAUUCUCGCGAGGAAGCAGCCGACGACGUGCUGGCAAGUGUUCGUCGCCAAUUCGUAUAAAUCGAGCGAGGUCGGCCAUCCGUUCGGAUACUUGAAAGCCAGCACGAACUUGACUUGCGUGAACCUCUUCGUCAUGCCUUACAACUAUCCCGUGCUGUUACCAUUGUUGGAGGAGCUUUUCAAGGUGCACAGGCAAAAACCGACUCCCGAGUGGAGGGCGCAGUUUCAGGGUUACGUAAGGACCAUGCCUACUUAUUACGCCGUAUCGUUGAGGAGAGCUUUAACUAGAAUGGGUGCAUCCGCGCCUCUAGCACAAACAUUGUUACCAGAUACUAUGGAUACUUCUCUGUCGUAUAGCGUUUUGACUUAUCUGAAGCGGCUGAAAAAUUUGGCCAAGCUGGAAUUUGAUCGACUCUGCAACGAGGUCAUUUCUAAGCAGGUUGCCGCUUCGAAUCUUACGAAAAAUUUAUCCAACUGCACCACGAGUACGGUGACAGAAGGGGUGAGAGUAAUAUCAAGGACACCGCUGAAGAAAGACCUGGUGUCCCAUCCUUUGUUACAAGACAAGUUCACGGGUCUUCGCGAUCAGCUGAACGAGUUUGGAGGUUUUGUAGUCGGAUUGGUGAAGAACCAACAGCAGCAGCGUGGCGCGCACAGUUACAGAAAUGCCUUCGACGUCCCGAGAAAGUCCCUCCUCGAUCAAGUGAUGAGGAUGCGGGCGAAUUUUUUACAGCCUGGUUUACUGCACACGAAACUGCUCGACGACGACUACGUUCACUCGAUGCCUUUAGCCCAAAUGGGAAAUUAUCAAGAAUACUUGAAGCGCAUGACGCCACCGUUGCGGGAAAUCGAGAGUGUGCCAGUGAGACAGCACAUGUUCGGCAAUCCGUUCAAGAUAGACAAGAGAAUGAUGGUAGACGAGGCGGAUAUCGACAUAGUCGGCGCGACGUCGUCCACGUCGAAGAGCGGUCUCAAGCGUACCCUGCCGCAGCCGGACGGCGGAGGCUCGUCCUCGCCGAGGCCGCCGCCUAACAAGAGGAAGCCCGGACCGAUCCCGAAGGACGUGAUAGUACGUAGGCCUUCGUACUCUUCGCCCAUCAACACUCCGCCAAGCUCGCCGAUUCCCUGGGUGAUGGAGGAUGCGAAGAACCAGGUGCCAGCGGUGCUGCCAGCUACUGACACGAGUACUCCGCCGAUUCUGACCUGCCUGCCCAGCGUAUCACCGGCUCACGUGUUCUCGGUACCGAGCUCGAGCGCCUCGGAGAAGCUGGUGAACGGACUCGCGGAGAUGCCGCCGGCCAUCCCGGUGUUCGAGCCGAUCCCGGUGGAGCAUAUCAACAAUCACCUGGACACUCCGCCGGUCCUGACGCCGAUAGUUAACAAUAUCGACGCGACCUCGGUGCCGAAGGGUGGUGAAGUUAAAAGUGAACGGAUAGACAACGCGAGGAACGAGUGCGGCCGGUUACCCAUGAACGAUUGCGUCGAGAAUAAUAGUAGUGCGCGAAUAGUUGUCGAUAGUGGUGUCGAGGAGAGACUGGUGUCGAAUCACGUGGAGGAGAAGCGCGAGACGAAGCCCGAGAGGGAGAGGAAGCCGACGAAGAAGGAGCUGGAGGACAUCAGGCGGCACAAUUUGAAUAUUCGGGAACUCGUUUACAAGGAGGUGCGGAGAAGAGGGACAAAUUACGCGACGCUGUUUUCACAUCUACAUCAGAUUCAGGGAACCCUAGACAUACGGCUUGCAUUUGUGAAGGACAUAGUGAAGGAAUCGUUACGCUUUAAACGACGUAAUCUGGCGUCGCUGUUGGAGGAAUAUCUUAAGACUAUUCAAGAGGACGGUUGCGCUAUGAACCACAAGCUGAAUCACAACGGUGCCACGAAGAUAAGUUGUUAAGAUAUAUGCAUAAUCCAGGGCAUUAUCUUAAUAAUUAGCGGAGGAGGAGGAGAUAGAUUGCGAAGGAACUCUUGUGCAAAUUUUGGGCCGGAAAUUUUAUUAAUAGCAGUCUCUUGAGACAAAUAAUAAGGACUACUUUUGAUACUCACUGGGAAGACCUGCACAAUCUCCAAGUCUUAGCGCAAAUUUCAAUAGCAUUCUCGGUGUCAACCACUAAGUAAGCCAUGGCACUUUUACGUUUUACUUUUAAGCUUUGCGAGUGAUCAGUUGGUAGAUAUUUCGAGUAUAGUGUUCUCUCUGCAGGUCACAAAAAUUGAAGCAAUAAUUUAUUUACAGAAUGUAGCGACAAGAACGAUUUUACAGAAUGUAGCGACAAGGGUACGCAGCAAUAUUUCUCUCUCAUGUACACCAAAACUCUAUUACUGAUAUAAUGAUCUCGUUUUAAAACUUGACCGUUUUAAAUCUUACAUCUCUGUAAAGAAAAUCCAAAAUUUUAUCUAUCUCGGAUGCUUGAAAAUAUUGUACGUAGCAUACAAUCGCGACGAUAACAUGAUUAAAAAAAAAUAUAUAUAUAUAUUCAUACAUAUGUUGAAGUUUUAUCCUUUAUACGAAUAUAUUAUAUUCGCACGCGUUUCUAUAUCGUUACAUGUAAAUAUGUUUGCACAUUUUGUUUCACCGUCUAUGAUGAUGUAUUUUUUCUUCAAGUUUUUUGUCGACAUCUCACUUAACAAGUGUAUUAGAAAAAAAAUUGUCCUGUAUGCUGGCCAUACGAGACAAUAGAGUUGAGACGAAAUUAUAAGAAUGAUACACAAUAUCGAUUCUUUGUAAACGCUUGAAUCUGCAUAUAAAGUUUUCCUUGAAGUACAAGUGCAAUCAAACGAGCAUAAUUUCUACCAGCUGCCCAGUCCUCAGCGUCUAUGUCAAAUUUAGGACGAAAUAAUUGUAUUCAUACUCUUACAAUUAUAUAUUUCCUAUUAUAUUUAAUCUCUAUCUAAUCUAUACAUCGUACAUACACAUUUGUGAUUUAUAUUAUUAAGUUUAAUAAAAUGCCAUAGUUUAACACUGUACCAAAUUGUCUGUAAAUUUUGUUGUGUAUACUUUGGUAAUAUUAUAAAAGAAAAUUAAGAUCUGA
Messenger RNA from Nylanderia fulva, 4434 nucleotides. RefSeq names its product integrator complex subunit 6 (gene IntS6). The record is from RefSeq and is a predicted model, not a curated record. Gene Ontology annotation, cellular component: integrator complex. Gene Ontology annotation, biological process: snRNA 3'-end processing. NCBI's taxonomy places the organism in Eukaryota, Metazoa, Arthropoda, Insecta, Hymenoptera, Formicidae.